Molecule: messenger RNA, 5663 nt
Organism: Pelobates fuscus (common spadefoot toad)
Lineage: Eukaryota; Metazoa; Chordata; Amphibia; Anura; Pelobatidae
Gene: SPEF2
Product: sperm flagellar 2
Exons: 37
Coding region: 71-5482 (1803 amino acids)
Biological process (GO): sperm axoneme assembly
Cellular component (GO): manchette; sperm midpiece
Molecular function (GO): protein binding
Source: RefSeq, a predicted model, not a curated record
GCCUGGCUGCUCCCCAUAGGCUCCGACUGUCCGCUUAGCAAGGUUAUAACGCUGGGGAAAUACCGGGACCAUGUCGGAGAUCAUCUGCCAGUGGCUGAACGUAGAGCUUGGUCUCUCCAAGCGAGUCGAACCAAAGUGUUUUGCAAAGGAAUUUUCCACUGGAUAUUUAAUUGGAGAAGUCUUACACAAGUACCAACUGCAGGAUGACUUUGAUCAAUUUUCACAGAGCAGAGCUGCCAUCUCCAAACUAAACAACUUUACUCGGAUAGAACCCACUCUCCAUCUUCUGGGUAUUCCUUUUGACCAAAAUGUGGCCCAAGAUAUUAUAUCCGAACAACAUGGGGCAGCAACCCGACUUCUGUAUCAAAUGUACAUUGCUCUGCAAAGGAAAAAGAAGGCAGGAUUAACAGGAGUAGCUAUGGAGACUAUGAGACCAGCGGGUCCAGCCAAGUUACAAAGCAUUGGCACAGAAUUAUAUCGAGAGCGUUUAAAGAUGAUUGUGCCACGCCAGACAAAUGUAAAUUUGCAGAAAGUAACUGAACAGUUUGAUAUAAAAGCCAAAGAAAUGAGCGAAAAGCUUGAUCAAAUACAUAAUGACGAGCUUAACAAAUUACAGAAAGUCCAAGAAGAGCUGAGACUUCAGGAUAUUGAAAAGCUUCGUCGAGCUCGGAGGAGACAAACUGAAAUAAUGGCACGGAUUCAAGCUGCAAUCGUACAAAUUCCUAAACCACCACCAAAUCGCACAUUGAAAGCCAUUGAAGCACAAAAGAUGCUAAAAAAGAAGAAAGAAGCAGAGGGUGUUUACAGAGAGCUAGAAAGAUUUGAAACGACAAUCAAGAGAAAUGGUUCAUCUAGCAGUAUAUCACUAACUACAAGGACUUCCACAUUACAGCGAAUACGUUCAACAGUUAGCAUUGGCACCGCUUUAUUAAAGCUAGAUUCUAGUGAUGACUAUGUGAAGAAAAUUCAGAAACGUUUGGAAGAAGAUACAGUAGCACGUGAGCAGAGGGAAAAAAGACGACGCAGAAUCCUAAUGGAACAACUGACAGCACAUGGGGCGCAGGAGGAAGCGCUCCGGGAGGAUCAACUUAUCAAUCGCUUAAUGAGACAAUCUCAGCAAGAGCGCAGGAUUGCCGUGCAAUUAAUGCACAUUCGCCAUGAAAAAGAUGUUUUAAAGCAGAACAGGAUUUUCCGGGAGAAGCAAUAUGAGGAGAAACGUGAGAAAGAAUUUCAAGAAGCUCUCGACAGAGAAGCGGCCAUACAAAGGCAAGCAAAACUUGACUGUGAAGAACAGGUCCGUAAAGUGCAGGAGCUACAUGACAUGAUAGCUGCAGAACGUGCAGAGGCUCGCUAUAAGAAGCACUUUUUAAUCUGCCAAGAAGUGAUGAACGAGAUUGUAGAUCUUGCCACCAAAACAGGGGAAUACAGAGAGCUCACUAACAGAUUAAUUCCUGCCAAGUUAAUGCGUGAAUGGAAGGAGCUAUUUUUCACUGGAUAUUCCCUCUAUGAGGAAGCAUCUGUAGACCCACUGCCCUCAGAGCCAACACCAGAACAGCUCCUGGAAUUGGAGAAGGAGGGGAUACUGGAUGAAAAAGACUAUGACGAAUACAAGACAAUGUCAGGAGAGUGGGUUCCACCAGAUGAACUUGGUUUGAAAGCACCGGCACCCAAUAACAACAUACUGGGGCAUGUGGUUGGCAGACUGUUGGAAAUUGUCCAUCCUCCAGAGGCACCGACACCACCACCUGUUUUUCCACAAUUCCCCAUUAAAGGCUGUGUUCUCGGAAAACUGUACUCUAGAAAAAGCACAUGUUUGAAACGUUUAGCACAAGCUUACAGCAUUCAGGUGCUCAAUGUGGAUGAUCUUGUCAAUGAAGCAAUUCAAGCUUAUCAUGACAAAGAAAUGGAAAGUGUCACAGGUUUGUCUGAAUCAUUGGCAGUGGAAGAGGCUACGGCUGAUAAAGAGGCUACGCUCAAAGACAGUUCUAAUUAUAUUGCCAAUGAACCCAAAGAAUCAGCUGAUGAAAGUAUUACUAAGAAAGAGGAUCCACCUGAAAAUGAAAUCUCUCCACGUCACAUCGUGACCUCAUCUAAGGAUAAACAUGCUAUACAGAAGUUUUCAGAACGUGCCCAACUAGGAGAGAUGCUGGACAAGCAACUUAGGAAAGGAAAAAGUGCAUCUGAUGAUUUGCUUACCAAGAUAAUCAUUAACACAAUCAAUCGAAUCCCUGAAAACACAGGCUGGAUCAUGGAUGGGUUUCCAGCAACAAUUGAUCAGGCCAAAUUGUUUGAGAAAGCCCUCACAGGAGAUGACAUUGAAAAGGCAAAAGAAAAGAAUAAGAAGGCCAAGUCGUUUUCUUUAGUGAAAAUCCCAUCAGGACGUAAUGACGCACCACCACACUCCCCUGCUCUUGAUUGUGCGGUAUUGAUAGACAUUUCAGACACUGUAGUAUUACAACGAGCUGCUGAACAACUUGGGGCAAUAGAACAACCAGUUUCACAAGAAAGCAACUCACCAAAUGCAGACCAUCCUACAGGGCAGGAUCAGACACAACCAAGGGAUCAAAUACAACACAGAAUUGUUGGCUUCCUUGACAACUGGGAACAAUUAGAGAUGUGGUUUUCAGCACAACAAAAUAUUCUCAUCAAAGUGAAUGGGGAAGUGGAAGAAGAUGCCCUGUGUAAGAAAAUUGAAGAAGUAUUUCUGACUGCUAUAUUCAACAAGAAAAAUAAAGAUACAGAGGCAGAAAAUAAGAAAAAAGAAGUUUCACCCCCAGCGCCUGUCAUACCACCUCCUCCAGAAACCUCUGUUGAUGAUCAACCUCCAUUGGUUCCAAAGCAAGCAUCAGAAAAGAAAGAAAAAGAAGAGGGAUCAAAGUCACCAAAAGGCUCUGCAAGACGUAAAGAUAAAUCAAUAGAGAAGAAAGAAAAAAAAGCUGAUACAGGAAAAGAGCUAGGACAGAAAUCUGCAAAAUCUGGCUCUUCACGAGGACGAUCACCAGGCAAGAAGUCUUUGACAGCACCUGCCACCCCAGAACCACCAGAACCCAUCCCUGCUGGACCUCCACCUAUUCAGCCAGGAUCUGCUGAAUGGGUAUAUGUGGAUGAACCACUUGCACAAGAAAUUCCUGAAAUUCUGGUACCCUACUGGGAAAAUAUAGAAAAUACAUAUGGACUUACGAUUAAAACUGCGCUGAGAAGCAUGCGAAAAGAACGACUUAUUAUUAUUAACUAUUUUUAUGAUAGCAGAAACAGAUUUAGAGAUUAUCUAAAGCGUCCAGACCACAAGCAGGAGUUUGUGUCACAGUGGCAAUCUGACUUCAGCUCUGUGGCAGAUGACUUGAGGGGAGAUGAGGAAACAAAAGCCGAGCUUCACCAACGGGUUGAUGACCUCAGAGAUCGUCUUUGGGAUAUCUGUGACAACAGAAAGGAGGAAGCAGAGCAAGAACGACAUGAUAUAAUGAAUGAAGAAUGGCUGCCAGAUCACAUGGGAAUUCUAGUGAACCAUUUGUUUUCCAUAAUGCAGGCAGAGGUGGACCGAUUUCAAGACACUGCGAGACUUCUGCGCGAUUAUUAUCAAGGAAUGGAGAGAAAGAUACCUUCAGAGUCCACCACUGAGUUUACUCGCAUACCCCUAAUUGACAUUUUCUCCUUGGAUUUGGAUGGGGAAUCAGAAAAACCUACAAGAAUUCCUCUUGUGAGCAGAAGACCUCAGUCACCUGAGCAAAGCCCAGGGAAGCAGAAGAGCAAAACAUCACUGACGAAAGGCAAAGAAGAUCAGAUAGUGGAGAUAUCCAAACAGAUCCUCGAAACUGAUGAGAAGCUAAUUGUGGAAACAUGGCAAACUGCACUGACUGCCAUUGCUGAUAUGGUAACUCGUGAAAAACAGAUGAAAGAAGCAGAAGAAGAAAAGGAGAGGCUGGCAAUAGAAGCAAAAGAAAAAGAGCGCUUAAAAGCAUCCCAACCCGCUUUCCAAAGCAGUGGAAAGGGCUCAAAGAAGAAGCCCCCAAAAUCACCAAAAGGAAAACCAGGAGGAAAAUCUCCUGGUCCAGUGGAACCGGCAGCUUCACUGCAGACCUCGGAAGAAAAAGCAGAACUGCAAAAAAUACAAGAUCUAAAGCUUAAAAGCAAGCAAGAAUAUUUUUUUGCUCUUGAAUCUGAAGAAAGUGCUGUGAAGACCAAGCUUGAUUUGAUAAAAUCUAAAGCCUUAGAUGUUUGCCAGGAUCUAAUAUCAAAAGCUGAACAUGCUUACAAAGACAUGGACAUGUGGCUAGGAGCUAGAUUUUUAGCAGAAAUGUCAAGUAUCGAAAAACUAAUUCAAGUUGCACGUCAUUACAUUGAAACAAGCACAAAGAUACCAAAUGAACUUGUUCUGGAGCAAGCAGACUUCUACAUCAGUUGUGAUGUUAAAGUAAUUCCUGAUCCGCCUCCUCCCCUUCGAUCUCUUCCAGUGGAAAUGUCAAUUAAUGGAACAUUAACUAUUUUACAACUGAACAACCUGUAUGAGCAAUGCAUGCUGGUGGCUCCUGAAGGCCUAAUGUCAAUUAAAUUAUUUACUGAGAUUCUUAUGGACCUCACAUCAAUGACCAUCGGCAAUGAUGUCCUCCCAGAUUUAUGGAUGAAUCUCUCAGUCUCAGAGAUUCAAGAAAUAACGUCUGCAUUAUCUCUGAACUCGGAUGUAGUCAACUGGCGCACAUUUCUAUUAUCAGCCUCUUUGCCAUGGCCAUACCCUUCAUCCAGACAGCUUCUUAACACACUGCACAGGUUUCAAAAUAUAGAUAAGGACAGAAGCGGUACUAUUAAUGAAGAAAGCUACAACCAGGGUGAGCUUUGGUUCACUGCAAAAACAGAGGAACAUAUACCUGAAAAUCCAACAGAACCUCUGCCAUUUAAUAGGCUGGAAUAUCUCAUAAAGUUUUUCUUUAAGCUGUUUGCCAAUUGGAAAAGAGAUCCUGCCCUUCUUGAUUAUACAGAGAUGCUGCUGUAUUUUUCCUGCCAUCCUGAUCCUAAAGAUGGGUUCUAUAGAGCAUUAAGUGUUGCUACUGGGAAACCUCUCCUGAAGAAACCAGAAGAUAAUGUACUACUUAAGUCUGUUCCCACUAUGGACUCCAUUCAGGAGAGCGGACACAUGACUAAAAAGGAAAUAGAAUUAGCAGAGACCACAGAAGAAGUAACUAUUACACUACAAGAAGUCCUGCGUGUUCUCCAGCAUGGUGCUAUCAAAGACGGAGAUAACCAUAGAUUUGGCCCUCUUAAAAACCAGACAAAUGAUUAUAGCAAGAACAUCGAAAACAUAUUUAGAGAACUUAAUCCAGAAAAUCUGGAUCCUGUCACUUUUACUUCUCUUAUGAAGCACAGAGGGUUCCAAGACCUAGUAGAGAAUUGUCAGCUUUUUAAACUCCCAGAUAUUCAUGGAAUACUUCAUAAACUGAGGCACAUGCAACAAAUUGAAAGGAAAGGCUCAGCAUCCAGUCCUAGAUAAGCCCACCACAAUCCAAAAUGUCAAAAUCCGCAUUAAAAACAAGGACUAUUACUUGACCCGCGUGGCCUGUAUUUACUGUGUGUUUUCUUUUUGUUCAUAUAUUUGUCAUUUUUCUGAAUAGACUUUAAGAUCAACUAUGUAUUUUUCUAAAUGCAUAACGUUAAAAAUUAUAUUAAAAAUA